Molecule: messenger RNA, 1550 nt
Organism: Anastrepha ludens (Mexican fruit fly)
Lineage: Eukaryota; Metazoa; Arthropoda; Insecta; Diptera; Tephritidae
Exons: 4
Coding region: 1-1491 (496 amino acids)
Source: RefSeq, a predicted model, not a curated record
AUGGCUUCUCCCUGCAAGAAACUCUUUAGAGUCGCGCUCGUUGCGUGCUUUGUUGCAUUUGCCAUCGCGCAAUCUGUACCUGAGCAAGGCGCCGAACCCUCGGCCGAGUACUUACCACCAGUCGGCGAUGAAUCUGCUCCUCUUACCGAAAAUGGCUAUCGUUAUAAAGCUGUGCGUCGCCUGAAGUACCGCCAUCGUCGUGAGGUACCAUCCGAGGAAUAUCUGCCCCCAGUAGUGGAGCCUUCCGCUGAUUAUAUACCACCAGAGGGCGCUGAAACUCGUGUUGCCGACGAUGGUUACCGCUACAAGACUGUGCGUCGUCUGAAAGUUCACCGAAAACGUCGUGAGGCUCCUUCUGUUGAAUAUUUGCCUCCAGUGACGGAGCCUUCUCCUGAAUACAUACCACCAGAGAGUGCUGAAACUCGUGUUGCCGAUGAUGGUUAUCGUUACAAGACUGUACGCCGUCUUCGUUUCCGUGCUCGUCAUCGUCGUGAUGUCUCUGAAUUGCCUUCAUUGCCAUCUGGCGAAUAUUUGCCUCCAGUUGAUGUUGAAUUGGCUCCAGAACUGAAAACCGUUUUGGGCGAUGAAGGUUACCGUUACAAGACUGUGAGACGCCUAAAGUUCCGUCGUCAUCGUCGUGAGACGGAGGCUGCUGAUGAAGUUGACGCCCCUAACGGUGAAUACCUGCCACCAAGUAACGAUGUUGCUGAAGAGCCUGAGCCGAAAAGCGCUGAAUUGGCUCAAGACGGCUACCGUUAUAAGACCGUACGUCGCUUGAAAUACCGUUAUCAGUUAGGUGCCCGCAGUCGAGCUCAGGAGAGCAGCAAUUGCAAGGAGCAACAGCUAAAACUCCUUACCGUCGCACUGGCUUUGUGCCUUGUUUCCUUGACAAUCGCUCAAUCCAAUCCUGCCGAGAGUGCCGAACCAGCCGUCGACUACUUACCGCCAGUCGAUGAAAAUUCUGCGCCUGUUGCUGAAGAUGGCUAUCGUUACAAAGCCGUGCGUCGUCUGAAGUACCGUCACCGUCGUGACGUACCGUCAGAAGAAUAUUUGCCUCCAGUGACGGAGCCUUCACCUGAAUAUCUGCCACCAGAGGGUGCUGAAACUCGUGUUGCCGAUGAUGGUUAUCGUUACAAGACUGUACGCCGUCUUCGUUUCCGUGCUCGUCAUCGUCGUGAUGUCUCUGAAUUGCCUUCAUUGCCAUCUGGCGAAUAUUUGCCUCCAGUUGAUGUUGAAUUGGCUCCAGAAUUGAAAACCGUUUUGGGCGAUGAAGGUUACCGUUACAAGACUGUGAGACGCCUAAAGUUCCGUCGCCAUCGUCGUGAAGCGGAAGCGGCUGAAGAGGCUGCUGUCGUUGAUAUUCCCAACAAUGAAUACCUGCCACCAAGUAACGAUGUUGCUGAGGAACCAGAGCCGAAAAGCGCAGAAUUGGCACAAGAUGGUUAUCGUUAUAAGACCGUACGUAGCUUCAGAUAUCGUCAUCGUCAGUAGAUCGAACCCGGAUUUUCAAUGUAAAUAACCGCAAUUAGAUAAAUGAACAAUGAAUUUGA